This is a messenger RNA of Aspergillus pseudoviridinutans, 369 nucleotides long. RefSeq lists its product as uncharacterized. NCBI's taxonomy places the organism in Eukaryota, Fungi, Ascomycota, Eurotiomycetes, Eurotiales, Aspergillaceae. The transcript has a single exon. Bases 1 to 369 code for a protein of 122 amino acids. The record is from RefSeq and is a predicted model, not a curated record.
AUGACAGCCUACGAUCGAUCAUAUACGAUUCAAACGGCAAUCCCAAUACUCUUCUUACAGAAAUGGCAAGCCGUCAUUACCGAGAUUCGCACCAUUGGAGAGCUCCCAGUUGGGUUGAAUAUUGCAUCUUUCUACAUACUUCAGGUUCACUGUGCCGUUGCGCACAUACUCCAUGCCACCAGCGAGGGCGAGAAGAUCGAACAAGUACAACACGAACCUCCAGUGGUCCCCAAGACCACCCUUCCUACCAUGUCAAUGGUCCCCGGCUGGAAUUAUACCAGAAUACCUCACAACUGGCAGGACAAUGGCUAUUGGGUGCGGUUCAACCACACCACAGCGUUCCUGAAGUUCCAAACUAGCAUCCCAUAG